GAAAGCAGUUGCCUAACGGGGCAAAGGGUAAGAAUGAGGCAAAUAGGAUGCCGAGGCUGUCAUUACCUUGGUCUUGAAAGUAACAAUCGCCUCCCCACCCCACCCUUCCAACACAAUUGAAUUGAAUACAGAAUUUAGUCCAAAAGCCAAGCACUGAGAUCAAUGAAUCGAACACAGAAUUUAGAACAAAGGCCAAAUACUGAGAUCAAUGAAGUCAUUCAGUGCUGAAACGAAAUUGACAGUAAAAGGUUUGAAAGGUGCAAUAGGAGGAAAACCUCACAGUUGCACUAUGAAUCAAUUGUUAGGAGAGGGUGGAAAAUAAGAUGGAAGAAAGAGAAUAUGAAGGGAGGUACAGUAAAAGGAACGAAAGCGGUUGCAGCUAGGGCCCGAAGGCACGCUGCAGAGAACCGUAAGUAAUGCCUACAGUUCACCGCGUGAAGGUCACACACGGCACUAUCUCCCCCACCCCCGCCAAGGGGCCCUUCCACCCUAAUGCAUCCAGCCAUUCACUGUCAUCUGACUUUCGAGUCUGAUAAGGUCUAAGAAAUCAAGAUUUCACUGAACGCAUCUAGUAGCACACUCUUCUGCAUGAGUCUUAGAGCUACUUCAGCUUCUAGUUUUUGCAGGUUCCUUUUAUGAAUUUGGGCCGGUUAUCUCUGAUGUAUCUUCGGCUCGUUUGGACUGCUGAAGAGUAGAAAUGGGUAUCAAGGUGGGAGGAACUGGCUUCACGGGUAGCUCGGCUCAACAAAGGCUCCCCCAAUCCACUCCAUCUCAUGCCCUCAUUCUGUUUUGUGCCCGCCCUCUAGUUUUCAUCCUCGCGCCCUUAGUUCGACCCCGACCAUCAGUUACGACGGAUAUCCCUUUCCCACGUCUCAUCACUUGGAAUUGUUGAUGUGAAAUGUCUCGGUUGAAUCGAGUGUCAAUGCACCGAGCUGAGUUGGCAGCCGUUUAAUUCGUAUCCAAAGAAUAAGCCGAUAUCAAGUUGAGUUUUGAACAGCGCUUAGCCUACCAUUCCUCAGUGGACUCUAGAUCCGUUUGAAAUUACUUGCAAUAAGCUAAUAACUGAAAGUGGAAGCCGCUUUGAGAGGAAACACAAUCGUUAGAAUAUGCAACACUAGCUCCCAUGAAAGCGGAAUGAGCCCGAAUAAAAUAUGAAUAUUAGGCUACCUGUAGAGUGAGUGCCUCGCUACAAAAUUUUCCUAGAAAAGAGUCAGCGCGUAACUCUCUCUGCUUGUUAGUGCCAGAGGGGAGAGAGAGAGAACCGAGGACUCUGCAAACACGAGAGGAGACAGACAACAGCUCAGAACUCCAUUAUCCGCCGCGAUGGCCCGACUCGUCGGUAACUUGAUCGUCUCAGCGAUGUUAACUUGGAUGGGGGCAUCAGCUAUCAAAAUCCGCAUGGAAGAAAUUAUAAAUCUGAAGGAGAACGAUGGCACUCUGCGCCCACAGAACCAUGGUCCAACGAUGGUGAAUGUCUCCCUGGUGCUGCACUCCCUGGUCAUUGAUGAUAAGAGACAGGUACUCGAGCUCUCCGGAGAUCUACACCAAGAAUGGGAUAACCCAGGUCUCGAGUUCACGGUCAGCGCCGUUGCCUUACUGGGAAAUUCCAUUCCCCUGACUGGUAUAUCCGGAAGGCACGUACUCGAACAGCUGUGGCGCCCAGACCUCACGUCAGCCCAGGAGGUGCGACCCGGAUUCGGAAACCAUUACUCCGAUUUCGUCCGACUCUCCCGGGAAGGUCACGUGACUUGGACGCAAAGAGUUCACUACAGCUUCCCGUGUCCUCUUGACCUUAGCGGAUAUCCAAUGGGAAUCCACUCCUGCACUCUGAAGCUUCAUAGUCUUGGUUACCAGGCGGACGAAUUGCAGCCCUCAUGGUAUGGAGACGCUGCUGUGGACUACGGUGGUAUGACCAUCUCUCAUGGCUAUAAGCUGAGGAAUAUCCGGACAUCUGCCAAAACAGUCGUCACCGUGCACAGGACCAAGAGGCAACUCAGAGUUGAGAUGGAGAUCGAGACGGCGAGUGGAUGGGCACUCAAGCACACAGUCAUUCCUAUGACUGCCACGGUGACCACCGCCUACUUAGCCUUCUUCAUCAACAUCAGAGGAGUGGGAGCCCGUAUGAUCACCUGCAUGAUGUCAAUGGUCACAGCAGCUAUCUUCCACGAAAGUGCCUAUAGCAUAGUGCCUCCUGCUGCUUAUACAAUGGCGCUGGAAGUCUUCACUGGAACCUGCCUCACUUUCAUCUUCAUCGCAACUGUGGAGAGCGUCGUCGUGGAUGUUCUGUCUCACCUGCCCACCAAAGGCCGGCGUUCCACUCCUUCCCCUCAUACGUCUUUCGCACUGGAGCCCGACCUAACGGACGAGCGCCCUGGGACGCGAGGGCAGGUUGCAGCCCUCUGGUUGGACAGAUGUUUCCGUGUUCUGUACCCGGCGGCAUUCCUGGCGUUCAACGCGGUCUACUGGGUCCUCUACAAUUAAGAAAGCUGUCCAGUUAUGUCUUGUUGAUUCUCCAAUAGUUGUACCUUCCUGGGGCAUGCUUCUUUCUCCAGGGGAUGAAGCCAAAGAAAUAAUGGGUACUUGCGUUUUGUUCGUCAUGUAACCGUUAUACGCCCUUUCAGUAUUACUUGCAUUAUUAAUAUCACCGUUCACAACAGUUUUGUCUCUGAAACGUACCCCCCUGAGAGAGCAUUCAACAGAAAUAUAUUAUUUUUAUUAAUAUUAUUGGCUGAAAACAGUCAAAUUAAUCAAUGCAUAAGUUAAGAAAAAAAACAACGUCAUUUUACUCUGAAACAGCAUGGUUCCCGAUAUUAAACUGUAAUAAUUCUUUUUGCAACUAUCCAAGAGUUAAGCAUUCUACUUUCUUGAUAUUCCCAUAAACUUAAAAGAAACAAUUGCAGUUUAUAAUCAACCUCAAUAUGACUGUUUUCAGAUGCUUGUCUCUAAACUAUUGUUAAUAUAAGUUACUGUUAGUGUUCUCUAUUACUCUCUUGUAUCUAAUUAAAUGAAAAAAACUAAUUUUUUAGUUCUCAUCUGAAA
Macrobrachium nipponense is the source of this 3039-nucleotide messenger RNA. Its product is annotated as glycine receptor subunit alpha-3-like. The transcript is spliced from 11 exons. Gene Ontology annotation, cellular component: plasma membrane; neuron projection; synapse. The record is from RefSeq and is a predicted model, not a curated record. NCBI's taxonomy places the organism in Eukaryota, Metazoa, Arthropoda, Malacostraca, Decapoda, Palaemonidae. The coding region runs from base 1324 to 2481 and encodes 385 amino acids. Gene Ontology annotation, biological process: chemical synaptic transmission; monoatomic ion transmembrane transport; nervous system process. Gene Ontology annotation, molecular function: transmembrane signaling receptor activity; neurotransmitter receptor activity; extracellular ligand-gated monoatomic ion channel activity.